Molecule: messenger RNA, 417 nt
Organism: Penicillium vulpinum
Lineage: Eukaryota; Fungi; Ascomycota; Eurotiomycetes; Eurotiales; Aspergillaceae
Exons: 2
Coding region: 1-417 (138 amino acids)
Source: RefSeq, a predicted model, not a curated record
AUGGCGUGGUAUUCCAUUCUCCCACCAGAGCUUACCCACCUCGAGAGCUGGGCAGCUCGCGUCUUCUUCUUCCUCGGUCUCAUCACCAUUGGCCCCUGGGCUUUCCUCAUACUUCUCGAUGCAACACUCUGGCUAUACCGACUGAUCCUUUGGGAACUCCCCUGGGUUGGUGGACGAGCACGUGGUCGGCAGCGCCCUCGUGCACCAAGCUUAAAUGAACGCCCGGGCGGGCAACGGAGGGCUUUUGGGCUGCGCGGCGUGGAGACACAUACCGGUGAUAGCGACGACGCUCCAGGGUCACAAAGGGAGAGGGAUCGCGAAAACUUCCGCAAGGAGAACGUGAGCCCCGUUGUCGCAUUGAAUCCACAUUUGAGUGGAGAUAGGAUCUUGAAACAAAGGAGUUUGGGGCAAAUAUGA